AUGAAAUCAGUAUUGAAUAAUUCAAGGAUCAAUAUUGUUGAAGAAAAUGUGAGUAGCACAAAAGACAACUCUCUCGACAAUCUGCAGGUAAAAACAUCUGCUAAAAACAGUAUUAUUUCAAAAAUAAGUACAAAUGUUGACCAAUCUAAAGAUAAUGAGGUUUUAAGUGGUAACCUUUUUUCAAGUGUUGAAACAUCUACAUUUAAAUUUAAAGUAUCAAAAACUACACAAGUAAUUAAAUCAGAUACAAAAAAAGGUAGCAUUGGUGCAGAGCGGAAAACAUUUUCUUUAGAAGCAAAUACAGAAGAUAUACAAAAUAUUAAUGAUAACAUUACUGUGAAUACUGAAGAUGCUUUGACAUUAAUUUUCAAUCAAUGCAAUAGAAGACCCAAUAAAUUGGGGAUUGAAAAAACUGCUCUAUUAAAUAGUAAGGAAAAUAUUGUCUGCACGUUUGUUAAACCACUUAAAUUAUUACCAAGGAGUUUUAGAAGAAGUCUAAUUUCAAAUCCAGAACCAGUUUUAUUUUUUCUUAAGGGUUCGUUGGAUACACCAAAGAUAGUACAUAAAGAUGUAGGUAUACAAUGUACACUUAUCAAGAACAAUAAAGAAACAAUUUUAAAACAAACAGCAAAUGUUCAAACACAAACAGAAGAAAUUCAACUUAAUUUUAAUAAUGUAUCAUCUUGUAAUAAAAAUGACACAGAAAAUAAUUUACACAAGACAGGUUUAGUUAAGGAAAUUAAUGUAUAUAAAGAUAUUAGAAAUGAAUCUCAAGAACAUAAUAAAAUAGAAUAUAUAGGCUAUGACUUAAUGUCCAAUACAUACACAAAGAAAUGUAAUUCAUCACUAAGGGAGAAUGCAGAAGACACAGAAGAUAUUCUUGAAGUAACAAAUGACAUACAUAAAAGAUUUAAUCAGAAAAGUAAAGAGAAAUCAUUAUCACCAAGUUAUGAUUUACCAGACGAGACCCUAGUAGCUGAAACAAGCAAACCUGAAAUAUUAUUAGAAAGUGAUCAAAUUGAAAAUGUCAUGGGAAUUUUGAAAGAAAAAUAUUCAUGCCAUGAUGAUGAAUUUGAAGAAACUACAAUAAAAAAUCAAGGAGACACUUCUAAAUCAUCUAAAAGAAAACGUGAAGAAAAAGAAAUUGAUGAGAGGGAAAUCAAUAUUCCAGCAAGUGGAGGAAACACAUCUUUUUCUUCUGAUUCUGAUAUACAAUCAUGUUUACGGCCUGUUAAAUCAGUACAACUACCUGACAUGUCCGAUGACGAAAUGGUAAUGGAUGAAAAUAUGACGGUUAAGUUUAUUUCUAUGCAGGAUUCAGAGAAUGAUGACACAAAUAUUAUAAAAAAACGUAAAGUGCAACAAUUGAUUUCUAGUGGAAGUUCAUCAAUGAAAGAGAACAAACAUAACAAUCCACUUGAAGAAGAUAGCGAGCCAAUGGAUUAUGAUGAUAUACUAUCGACAGUGUUUGCCAAUAUUGAUGCUGAAUUAAAUACUGGUUCUAAAAAAGUUCAAGACGAAGUUCUAGAAACAAGAAAAGAAAAUCCGCAUUCUAAAGUUAAGUCUAAUACUCCUAACAAGGAAUAUAGUUCUAAUAGAAGUCCUAUGAAGCAGAUUUUAAGUAAAAACAUACAAAAGCCUGCUAUUUUGUGUUCAUCGACUCCUAAAAUUAAUAGUAAAUCUAACAAUAGUGCAGAAAGAAGGUCUUUAGAAAUCUCCAUAAAUACUCUUGAUAAAACCGCUGAUCUUGAUAAAAUAGUAAGUGCUAUAGAAUGCGAUUAUAUGCAGAAAGAAUUGGACACUUUGAACCAAACCGAUAUUCUGAGCGAAUUACAGAGAAAUAUGUGCAGAAGUGAAACAGAAAAUGAGAGAUCACAGAUACCGCAAUCACUUUUCAGAUCUUCAUUAGUAAAACAAGGGCCUUAUUCAAAAUCAAGAAGGUCAUUAAUUUACCAAGACUUCAAACAAAACAAAUCCCCUCAAAUUAUGUUCAAAUCUCCAAAAGAUACAUUGAAUGAAACCAUUAGCACUAUAGUGGACUAUCCAAAAGAGAACACUGAACCAUUUAUAUCAUCAUUGAGUAAAACUAAUACUGAACCAGUUGAGAUGGAAAUUUCAUCUUCUUUAGAACAACAUCAAAAUCGAGCUUUAAUGCAGCAUACAUUUGAUGUUAGGGAGAAAAAUGUAGAAAUAGUUGAAAAUACUGAAAUAUCUGAGACAAGGUUAGAACCAGAAAUAGACUUUGUGCCAAGUUCCAUGGAGACCAAACCAAUUUGCUUAGCUUGUAGUUGCUUAUUGCAAGAUGAUAUAAUCUUAGUGAAAAAUUUUGCUGAUCAAUUCAAUCUAAAAUUUGUUAUGCAAUAUGAGGACUCAGUGACGCACCUUAUUGUAAGAGUGAAUAAAGAAAAUUGUGCUGAAAGGUCACUAAAAUUCAUAAAUGCUAUGGUAUCUGGAAUAUGGGUUCUAAAUAAGAACUGGAUAAGCGAUAGUUUAGCAAAAAAAGAACUUCUUCCAGAAUACAAGUACGAAGUAUUGGAUAUCUCAUUAGAACCUGGACCAAAAAGAAAUCGAAUUUCAUUACCAAAAUCAUUGUUCAUAAAUAUUAAAGUUUUUGUGAUUGGACCUUUUCAUAGCACAAGUGCAGACGAGUUCAAAUUGUUAUUGAAAAAUACUGGAGUUAUGAUUCAAAACAGUCAUAUUAGUGCACAAAUUGUUGUAAUGGAUGAUGGAGAGCAUACUAAAGAAGAAAUUGAAGAAACCUAUAAAUAUUGCACUAAACCCAUAGUUGAUAUGGGAUGGUUCCUGGAUUGCAUUUGUCGGGGUCGUUUAGUGAAAAUAACAGAGCAUUUGCUGUUACCCGAUAUAUCAGAAAUUGAUCUGAAAAACUAUCCUUCACAAAUAUUCCAAGACACAGAACGACUUUAAUAGUAGUUGAAGCAGUGCCAUUACUGAUAUUAUGAUGAACAUGAGAGAUAUAUAUAUAUAUAUGUGAAAUAUAAUGUUA
Ctenocephalides felis (cat flea) is the source of this 3004-nucleotide messenger RNA. RefSeq lists its product as uncharacterized. The transcript has 4 exons. NCBI's taxonomy places the organism in Eukaryota, Metazoa, Arthropoda, Insecta, Siphonaptera, Pulicidae. Bases 1 to 2925 code for a protein of 974 amino acids. Gene Ontology annotation, molecular function: ubiquitin-protein transferase activity. Gene Ontology annotation, cellular component: BRCA1-BARD1 complex; plasma membrane; BRCA1-A complex. Gene Ontology annotation, biological process: negative regulation of fatty acid biosynthetic process; positive regulation of transcription by RNA polymerase II; double-strand break repair via homologous recombination. The record is from RefSeq and is a predicted model, not a curated record.